AUGAGGUCCGAGUCGCCCCAGCCCGGUGCUGGAAGGCGAUCGGCUAGUGUUGAUAGCGCUACGGCUAGUCCCCAUGAUCAGACCAGUAUAAUGUACGAAAGGAAUAACGAACCUGUUGAAAACCCGUUUGCGACCACAAGUGAAUCCUCAGCUGAAUCUGAGGAUAGAAUCCACUGGAAAACCAUUAAGAAACGAUCCAGUAAGUCUCGAAAGACUACUAAGGCAAAACAUAAGAAGGUUAGCCAACCAGAGCCGGACUUAGUGAGAGAAGCAGAAAAGCAACUCACUAUAGAAGAAAGGCAGUGUAUCUACAGUAGAAAACGCGCCAAAGUUGGAGCUCGCGUCGACAAGCAAACAUCAUCGUCACAUGACGAAGGACCCUCUAAGGGGAAAGGUACUGACCCCAGAAACUGGGGGGAUGUUGACCUGGAGGAAUCAGAAUUGGGCCCAGAAGCCCAAAGAGACGUGUUGGCGACCUGGGCUAGAUCCCGAGCCUGGGCAAACGAGCAGACCGGUCAACAGACUGAGUCGGACUCUGAGCUGCACGGCCCAACAGUCAUGGUGCCCACCGAGCGACAAAUGAUACUGUACUACGAGCAAAAAAUUCACUUGUUAGAAGAACGACUUAAGAAAGCAGAGAGACCUACCAGACCCUCCAAAAACAACCCUAAGGUCAGGAUCGCCCAAAGGCCCACUGACCAUCAUCCCGUCAGGGAGAUGGUCAAGAAGGCUGCUGGCCGGCCCUCUAAUGAACCCGGGAGGAGGGAAACCCCUCCCGCAAUGGACGCUGCAGCCCAGAUCGCACCUAAAAGCUAUCUAGGGCGAGCUUUUGAGAAAAUGAAUGAAAGAGGGAAGGGAAUCAAACCUGGUCACCCUGAGGACGACUCAUCUGGGACGUCGUCUGAGUUGUCAACUGAAUCCUCCAGUGAAAAUGAGGACAGCUCGUUGAGCUCGUCCAACGAUGCUGCAGGAAAAUCAAGGAAAGCGUCUAAAAAACGCCGUAAGAAUAAAAAACAUAAAUCCAAGAAGAAAUCUACCUUGAAACUGAUACCUCCAAGAGAGUACGAUGGAUCGGUUGACCUUCGGGCGUUCCACCGGUUCGUAACGGAAGGAACCACCUACGUGGAGGAUGGCAGUGUGCCCCGCAAACGACAAGUGUUCGUGUUGUCACAUUACCUUAAAGGCAAGGCCCACGAUUUCUAUCUAAGACAAGUGUCAGACCAACUGGGUAAAUGGAGAAUAAGAGAAUUCUUCACCGAAAUGUUCAACUAUUGCUUCCCAUUGGACUUCCAGAUGAAACAACGCAAGAAGUUGUACCGCUGCUACCAGGGUGAUAAGGAGAAGGUCGUUAAGUUCUGGUUUGGCCUGAACGACUCAAUUCAGAAUGAGCUAUACAAAAUGCAUCUCAAUCCUGAGGUAUCUACCUUACAGGAAGUUCAGCACAUGGCCAAAAUUAUUGAGCUGGCCGAGUCGGCAACGACAAUUGGCAGAAGCCGCGACGAGGGUCCCAAACCCACUAAGAAGGGAGCUAAAGACUCCAAGGGUCAUCUAUCGCACCAGACUGGGGAGGAUGAGACCCACCAAGGCUCAUCUAAGGAUGGUCAGAGAUCUAAAGACAAAUCAUCCUCAGGAUCUACACGUCGGGAUCGAGGACAAAAGCCUGUGCAGGGCAAACGGCCUGAACACCCCAAGGAGGACAAAAUGAGCCGUGAGGAACACAACAAAUUAAUGUCGGAAGGAAGAUGUUUUGUCUGUAAAGAAACGGGACACAUGUCAAGACAGUGUCCAAAGAGAACGAACGUACCCUCUGGUCGACGAGAUAAGCCUCCGGGCGUGCCUAAUUAUGCAGUGCACAUCGACACCCAGAACGACCCAAGGAAGCUUGAAGACUGCACUGAGCUGAUCUCUGAGAUCCCAUUGUGCGGGAUUAGUCUGGGGGUGUCAGACGCUAACCAUGUGAUCAUGGAUCGAGGAUCUCACCUGGAAGACGACAUUGAGAUACCCUCGACACUGUUAGCGAACCCUGCGUUCUUUGUCAGUGAUUGGUAUGCGAGACGACUAUCAAUAGGACUAAACAUACCUAAGUCCUUGUGGCGCUGCAUGCAGCAGCGAAGGCAAAUGGGUAACGCAAUAAGGAACUGCGUACUGUCGCUGCUAAACGCCGAACCAAGGUUCCCCGGUGAACCUGGCAAGGACCGGUUUCGUGUCCAGCGCGUACAACAGGAGGAGGGAGUGGUAUACGAGAUAUUCGACCGCAAACUGAAAUUCUGUGUGAAUGCUAGUGAAUCGUUCCUGCGGAAUGAAAAACUUAAUAUGACUCACUGGUAUGCGAGGAGCCUCCUAAAAGGUUACCGAAGACUCAAUGCCCUGAUGCUAAGCAAGGAGUUAGAGUGGGAGGACUACCACUUGAGGUUGCUGGAUACCGGCGAACUCAGUUCUAUGGAUCGCGCUCUGGAAAGUGUGAUCCACCAGCUCUUCGUGAUCCCGGACAUGCGUUUCAAAGAAACGCCUCGGCACUACCACCUGGUAGAGUUAAAUGGACAACAGGUGGCCGCUGGUAGGUACCCGGCCAUUCAGCGAAACUCGGCAGUCACCCGCGACUUCCGGAGGCUGAUACCCAAGCCGGUCGUCGUGGUGGCGCACAUCAAUGGCUGCCUGGUGAAGGCCCUGAUAGACACCGGCUCUCUGGCCGACUUCAUGUCCACUACAUUAGCGGAUCAGCUUUGCAUAAAACAUAUCCCAUUGGACAAGCCACUCACUAUUCAAUUGGCUGUCCAGGGCUCCCGGUCGAAGGUUAACUUUGGCGCGACGGCACAAUUCGCCUACCAACAUGUCAAGGAGGAGAGGUCUUCCCCAACGGUCCCAUUCUGGUUCGGCCUUGCCGAACCAUUCCGAACCGUUAUCGACUUCGACUGUGACAACUUCGGUCUCCACGUCAAACUGUUGUCUUCGGGAUUCGCACUACUGGUUAAUCAGGCUACCUUUAGCCUUUUUGAAGAAUCAUGUGUUGUCAAGGCGCGCAUCAUACUCAUGGAAGCAUCGGCACCGGAACAAACGACCGCACAACCCAUCACACGCCAUGCCACCGUGCCUAUGUUGAUUUAUGUGCCGAGAAAUGGAGCCUGCCGGAAUGUCUCGGCACCAUACGUCCAGCUGAGCACGCGCGCUAUUCGCUUCUGUAUCUAUUUUCCUUUCCUACACGACGACGAGUUCGUCGUACAGCAUACUUCCUCACUACUUUUCUAA
Molecule: messenger RNA, 3246 nt
Organism: Suillus bovinus
Lineage: Eukaryota; Fungi; Basidiomycota; Agaricomycetes; Boletales; Suillaceae
Exons: 7
Coding region: 1-3246 (1081 amino acids)
Molecular function (GO): nucleic acid binding; zinc ion binding
Source: RefSeq, a predicted model, not a curated record